Messenger RNA from Phragmites australis (common reed), 2608 nucleotides. Its product is annotated as probable histone acetyltransferase HAC-like 1. The record is from RefSeq and is a predicted model, not a curated record. Bases 500 to 1780 code for a protein of 426 amino acids. NCBI's taxonomy places the organism in Eukaryota, Viridiplantae, Streptophyta, Magnoliopsida, Poales, Poaceae. The transcript has 7 exons.
CAGAGAAGCCGCGGCCAGCAGGAACAAGCACGGGACAAGGAAACCUACGGUGGUCGAUGCCUUCUCAUCUGUCACCUCCUUCCCCGCGUCUCUAGACAAUUCCCCCAAAUCGCCCGCGCCACCCCCGCCCUCCUCGCCGGCCGCCGAUCGACACCCGUGCCCCCAUCGUCUCCUCCGCCAUCUGGGCCCACCGACCGCCCCCCACUAAUCGCUGUGCUGCAAGGCCGUCGCUUGCUGCCCCCGCGCGGGAAUAGGCGCUUGCUUACUGGCCUGAUACACGCCACCGUUGUUACGGCGCCGUUCUUGCUUAAUCGGGAAGCGUUUCAGGUUGGAUUUGGAGUGGGGCAGCUCCUUUCCUGUUAUUGCGGAGGAAAGUUUGCUCCUUUUUUAGUUUCUUCACGUGCGACGCCACGCGUGCUCAUUAGGGGGGAUUGCUGUGUUCAGCAGCCGCGCUGCCCGGGGUGACCGCGACUGCUUGAGGCUUGGCCUGUCCGGGCAGAUGUCGAGGCAGGAAGCGCAGAUGAAUCCAGUUGGCAGCAGCGGUGUUGGUGUCGGUGUGGGCGGCACGUCGCAGCACCAGGCGAUGCAGGAUAUGGCGGGCCUUGCGGGAAUGGACCAGCAGUUUGUGAUGCUGCGCACCAAUAUGCGCGAGAAGAUAUACGAGUACAUAGGAAGGAAGCAAAUGACGGCUGAGUGGCAGCCGCGGUUGCCGGAACUGGCGAAGCGGCUUGAGGAGAUCUUAUUUAGCAAAUUCUCAAACAAGAAUGACUACUGUCAUAUGAUGGAAGGACCAAUUGAGCCACAAUUGCAGUUUGCUAUAAGGACCUCGAGCGCUCAGAACCAACAAAAUCAUCAAAACAAACAAAUGUCAAGGCAGGUAGCAUCUUCCUCUGGCACCAUCACGAUGAUUCCGACACCUGGUAUGACACUAGGCACCACCACGAUGAUUCCGACACCUGGUAUGACACUAGGCACCACCACGAUGAUUCCGACAGGUAUGACACUAGGCACCACUGGAAAUACGAGGUUUCCUUAUGUUACAGACAACAAUGCUCUUUCAUCAUCUGGUGCAGGCAUGGUUGCUCAGAAUGCUGACAUGGGUACCUCGAUGCCAGAAUCAGUUGAUAUGGCUGGUUUCGGCAGUUUUUAUGCUACUGGUUCUUCUGCUUUAACCACACCAAACAGUCAGAGCAUUAGUGCUGCAGAUGUGCAGGCUAGAUCAGGAAUUAAUCCAAUGUUGUUUAGCAAUCAGUUAAACAUUCAGUCCAUUCAACCACAGUCUCACAUAAAAACUGAGGUUUUGGAUCAACCAGAAAAUGGGAAUUUUCAGUCACCACAGUGGAAUCAUGAGCAACUAUUCCGCCAGCAGCAACAUCAGGAGCAGCAUAAUUCCCAGUCUGUUCAAAAUCAGUAUCAUCUAAAUCAACAGCAGCCAAAUCCAGAGCAUCAGCCAAUUUACGAUGUGGUGGGCCUUGCGGAGAUCGACGCCGAGUUUGUGAUGCUGCGCAACAAUAUGCGCGAGAAAAUCAGAUUUCAGUAUAUAGGAAGGAAACAAUCAUCGGCAGAGUGGCAGCGGCUGUUGCCGGAACUGGUUAGGCGGCUCGAGGAGAUCUUCUUUAGAAAAUUCUCAAACAAGAACGACUACUACAAUAUGAUGAAGGGACCAAUUGAACCACAGUUGCAGUUUGCUAUUAAGACCGUGAGUGCUCAGAACCAACGAAGUCAACAAAACCAACAAAUGUCAAGGCAGAUAGCAUCUUCCUCCUGUCAAGAGACUUAACUAUGGUGUGAUUACCUUGCUACCCAGAACUUCUGAGGCAGAGAGGAUUCAGCAAUUUCAGCCUAUUUGCUUGCAAAAUUGUUCAUACAGAUUCAUAACUAAAGUUCUGAUUGAGAUUGUAAAGUAUAUGGAUAAUCUGAUUAGCACAAUUCAGAAUGCUUUCAUUAAAGACAGAAAUACUAUGGAUGGCACUAUCUCUUCAUGAGAUUCUUCAUGGAACAAAAAGGAAAAACAGAUUGGAGUGAUUCAUAAAUUGGACUUUGGAAAAGCAUAUAAUAAAGUAAAUUGGGACCUUUUGUUUCAGUGCUUGAAUAUUAGAGGGUUUAGUCCUGCUUGGAUGAGUUGACUUCAACAAGUAAUAUGCAAUGUUACUCUUUGUAUGAAAUUAAAUGAUAUGGUGGGUUCUUCUUUCACAAGUCAUAGAAGGGCCAGACAAGGCAAUCCCUUGUUCCUUUUCCUCUCAACUUGGCAGUUGAUUGCUUGUCCAAGAUGAUACAAGAGGGCACAAAAUAAUGAUAUGAUUCAAGGACUCAUACCUAAUAUUUUUGGAAGAAAAAGUCAAUAUGCAGAUGAUACAAUGUUAUGUAUGCAGCAUGAUGUCAUGUUUGGUUUGAACAUAAUUUUUCAGGAAAAGUGAUGUUAUUGUGAAUUGGGGGGGGGGGGGGGGGGGAGUAUGCUAAAAAAAAUUAUUAUCAGAUUAGCACCAUUCCUAUCAAGUAUCUUCUCAUCCCUGUUAGUGCCAGUAGACUGCAUGUUGUUGAUGGGAUAGAGUGAAUUAAUUUGAUGUAUGGCAAGGAAGUUUGUUGGCAGGAAACUUCGAUUGUUUCA